GUGUCUGUGUGUGUGCAGAAUAACCCACAACCACAGUUUUACAUAAUCCGAUCACAUCAAAUCUCACCACCUCCCUCAACAACCACUGCCAGAUUUCCAGCUGCUCCUGCACCGCUUCUUAUUCCGAUUUUUCACCUUUUGCCAAUAGUCCUUGCAUGAUUUUGACCUUUUUUUUCCGUUUUUGUGAAGUUUUUUUCUCCUCUCGUCCUACCCAGUGAUGUCAUCUCUGUUGAGGGAGGAGAUGCAGAGAGUUUUGUUCCGACCGGCAAAACAUAGACUGGUGGAGUUUAUAGAGAUCGAGGAGCCAACAUGUGGAAGACAUUUUCUGUGUGUCUCAGUUGGAAAGGGAAAUCUAGUGGAGUUAUGGGUAGUGCAAUGUCAGGUAUCUCAGAAGACCCUAAAAUCUGGAUCCAAGGGGUCCAGCACUGAGAGAUCCAGCAUUCAGGACUGCUACACAAAGACGGAGAUCUGGUCCCUGGAAGACCUGACUCUUGUUGAUGGACGCAACCCUGAUGUGGAUGACGCCUGCUUCCUGCUGCACUUCGACAAGGUGCGCUCAGUGACAGCCGUAACCUGCUCAGCCAAAUACACCUUAGUGCGCGCCCUGGUCGCCCUUAGCGAGAAGCACUGCCAGCGCCCUCUGAAUCUGAAGAACUUUGACUGUGCUUACAUCAAGCCCUCCACCUUCUACUCCGACAAAGGGGAUUGUGCUGUUAUGUCCCAGAUAUGUUUCUAUGCCCUCAAUCUGGUUUGCUUGUCCUUGUGUCAGGUGCCCCUGGAGGGGUAAUGGCAACAG
Menidia menidia (Atlantic silverside) is the source of this 796-nucleotide messenger RNA. The record is from the annotation of a GenBank genome assembly. NCBI's taxonomy places the organism in Eukaryota, Metazoa, Chordata, Actinopteri, Atheriniformes, Atherinopsidae.